Gavia stellata (red-throated loon) is the source of this 4198-nucleotide messenger RNA. It is a transcript of the gene INPPL1, whose product is annotated as inositol polyphosphate phosphatase like 1. Gene Ontology annotation, biological process: phosphatidylinositol dephosphorylation. Lineage: Eukaryota; Metazoa; Chordata; Aves; Gaviiformes; Gaviidae. The record is from RefSeq and is a predicted model, not a curated record. The transcript is spliced from 28 exons. Bases 1 to 3843 code for a protein of 1280 amino acids. Gene Ontology annotation, molecular function: protein binding; phosphatase activity.
AUGGCGGGCGCGGGGGGCGCGGGGGGGCCGGCGCCGCCCUGGUACCACCGGGACCUGAGCCGGGCCGCCGCCGAGGAGCAGCUGGCGCGGGCCGGGCGGGACGGCAGCUUCCUGGUGCGGGACAGCGAGAGCGUGGCGGGGGCCUACGCGCUGUGCCUGCUGUUCCAGAAGCACGUCCACACCUACCGCAUCCUGCCCGACGAGGAGGACUUCCUGGCCGUGCAGACGUCGCAGGGGGUGCAGGUGAGACGCUUCAAGACGCUGAGCGAGCUGAUCGCCCUGUACCUGCAGCCCAACCAGGGGCUGGUCUGCACCCUCCUCUUCCCCGUCGAGAGGGAGAAGGAGAAGGAGAACGCGGAGGACAGGGACUACUCGGAUGGAGAGGAUGAAAAGCCGCCGUUACCGCCGCGCUCCGGCUCCACCAGCUUCUCCGGCACCUCGGCGGGGCUCAGCCCCACCGGCUUGGGGCCGGCCGUGCCGGAGGGGACGGCGGAGAGCACCAACGGCCUCAGCAGCAUCUCCCACGAGUACCUGAAGGGCAGCUACACGCUGGACCUGGAGGCGGUGAAGGGGGGGGCCAGCAGCCUCCCCCACCUCAACAAGACCCUCGUCACCUCCUGCAAACGGCUGCACAGCGAGGUGGACAAGGUGCUGGCGGGGCUGGAGAUCCUCUCCAAGGUCUUUGACCAGCAGAGCUCCUCCAUGGUCUCCAAGAUCCUGCAGCAGACGGCGGGGCAGAGCGGGGAGCAGGAGCUGGAGAACCUGGUGCUGAAGCUCUCCGUGCUGAAGGAUUUCCUCUCCAGCAUCGAGAAGAAGGCGCUGAAAGCACUGCAGGAGAUGAGCUCGGCCCCCGCCGCCCCCACCCAGCCCCUCUCCCGCAAGGCCAAGAGCAUCCCGGUGCAGACCUUCGAGGUGAAGCUGGACGUCACCCUGGGGGACCUGACCAAGAUCGGCAAGUCGCAGAAGUACACGCUGAGCGUGGACGUGGAGGGGGGGAAGCUGGUGGUGCUGAAGAAGCAGAAGGACUCCCAGGAGGACUGGAACACCUUCACCCACGACAAGAUCCGGCAGCUGAUCAAGUCGCAGCGGGUGCAGAACAAGCUGGGCAUCGUUUUUGAGAAGGAAAAGGAUAAAACGCAACGGAAAGACUUCGUUUUCGUCAGCGCCCGGAAGCGAGAGGCUUUCUGCCAGCUCCUGCAGCUGAUGAAGAACAAGCAUUCCCACCAGGACGAGCCCGACAUGAUCUCCAUCUUCAUCGGCACCUGGAACAUGGGCAGCGUGCCCCCGCCCAAGAGCAUCACGUCGUGGUUCACCUCCAAGGGUUUGGGGAAGACGCUGGACGAGGUGACGGUCGCCAUCCCCCACGACAUCUACGUCUUCGGCACCCAGGAGAAUUCCCUGGGGGACAAGGAGUGGGUGGACUUCCUCCGCGCCGUGCUGAAGGACUUCACGGAGGUCGAGUACCGCCCGGUGGCCAUGCAGUCCCUGUGGAACAUCAAGGUGGUGGUGCUGGUGAAGCCGGAGCACGAGAACCGCAUCAGCCACGUCAGCACCUCCAGCGUCAAGACGGGGAUCGCCAACACCCUGGGGAACAAGGGGGCCGUGGGGGUCUCCUUCAUGUUCAACGGCACCUCCUUCGGCUUCGUCAACUGCCACCUCACCUCUGGCAACGAGAAGACGGCACGGAGGAACCAGAACUACCUGGACAUCCUGCGCCUGCUCUCGCUGGGGGACAAGCAGCUGAGCUCCUUCGACAUCUCCCUCCGCUUCACCCACCUCUUCUGGUUCGGGGACCUCAAUUACCGCCUGGACAUGGACAUCCAGGAGAUCCUCAACUACAUCAGCCGCAAGGAGCUGGAGCCGCUGCUCAAGGUGGAUCAGCUCAACCUGGAGAAGGAGAAGCACAAGGUCUUCCUGCGCUUCGGCGAGGAGGAGAUCACCUUCCCCCCCACCUACCGCUACGAGCGGGGCUCCCGGGACACCUACGUCUGGCACAAGCAGAAGCCCACGGGGGUCCGCACCAACGUGCCGUCCUGGUGCGACCGCAUCCUCUGGAAGUCCUACCCCGAGACCCACGUCAACUGCAACGCCUACGGGUGCACGGACGACAUCGUCACCAGCGACCACUCGCCCGUCUUCGGCUCCUUCGAGGUGGGGGUGACGUCCCAGUUCGUCUCCAAAAAAGGGCUCUCCAAGUCCUCCGAGCAGGCGUACAUCGAGUUCGAGAGCAUCGAGGCCAUCGUGAAGACGGCCAGCCGCACCAAGUUCUUCAUCGAGUUUUACUCCACCUGCCUGGAAGAGUUCAAGAAGAGCUUUGAGAACGACAGCCAGAGCAGCGACAACAUCAACUUCCUCAAGGUGCAGUGGUCGUCCCGGCAGCUGCCCACGCUGAAGCCCAUCCUCUCCGAGAUCGAGUACCUGCAGGACCAGCACCUCCUGCUCACCGUCAAAUCCCUCGACGGCUACGAGUCCUACGGGGAGUGCGUCAUCGCCCUGAAGUCGAUGAUCGGCAGCACCGCGCAGCAGUUCCUCACCUACCUGUCGCACCGCGGCGAGGAGACGGGCAACAUCCGCGGCUCCAUGAAGGUCCGGGUGCCGGCCGAGCGCUUGGGCACCCGCGAGAGGCUCUAUGAGUGGAUCAGCAUCGAUAAGGACGAGACGGCGGCCGGCAAAGGGAAGGUGCCGCUGGGGGCCAGAGCCAACCAGGACUAUGCCAAGUCAGUGGGGCGGAAGCCCACCGGUGCCGAGGCACCCGCCACCGCCGCUGCAGUGAAGCUCCCGGAGGAGCUGGAGAAGGGCAGUGCCGCGCCGGCCCCCCGGCCCCCCGCCCCACACCGCAGCACCACCAGGGACGAGGCCGCUCCGAGCCGGUGCAAGGCAGAGGCGACGCCGGAGCCGGCGGGGGUGCCGCUGAAGAACAGCUUCAACAACCCGGCAUACUACGUGCUGGAGGGGGUCCCGCACCAGCUGCUGGCGCCCGGGGACCCCGGCAAACCCCCCAACCCCAAGGCCAAGGUGCAGCUGGCAGUGCCCGAGCGACGCCGGCACCCCUCGACCGGGCAGCCGCCGGCGUGCCGCAGCGAGGAGAGCUCCUCGGACGAGGACGCCGGCACCCUCAACCUGCCACCGCCGGAUUUCCCCCCGCCGCCGCUGCCGCGGGAGCUGGAGCUGCCCCCGAACCCCUUCUACGGCGGUGCCAAGGAGCUGCCGGCACCCACCGGGCGCGAGGAGCCCAAACCGCGGCCGGCCGCUGGCGGUGCCGCCUUCGCCGAGUCCCCCCCGCCCAAGCUGCACCCCCGGCCCCCACCGGCUGCCGGGGCCGGCUUUGGGCUGGAGGGGCCCGGCGGGACCCCUGCUCCCGGGGGGCUGCCGGCUGCCGGGGGGCUGCCCGCGGCGGGGGGGCUGCUGGACGACCGCUCCUGCUCGGUGCUGCAGAUGGCCAAGACGCUGAGCGAGGUGGACUACGGCGGCGGGAAGGGGCGAGCGGCCCCCACCCCCCCACUGCUGGCCAAGGGGGGGCGGCUGGAGCUGCCCCCCCGCUGUCUGCACCCCGACUACAGCCGCCCCCUCGCCUUCCCCCCCCACUCCAUCCGGGAGAGCAUCCAGGAGGACCUGGCUGAGGAGGCGCUGUGCCAGGCGGGCCGUGGCGUGGGUGCCGUGCCCGGCGUGGGCGAGUGGCUGCGGGCGCUGGGGCUGGAGCGGUACGAGGAGGGGCUGGUGCGCAACGGCUGGGACGACCUGGAGUUCCUCAGCGACAUCACGGAGGAGGACCUGGAGGAGGCCGGCGUGCUGGACCCCGGCCACAAGCGCAUCCUCCUGGAGAGCCUCCAGCUCCGCAAAUAGCCGCGGCCGAGCAUCCCGCAGCCGAGCGUCCCGCCGCUGCACAUCCCAGAUCCUGUGGCCGAGCGUCCCAGAUCCCACGGCCGAGCAUCCCGCAGCUGCAGAUCCUGGAUCCUGCAGCUGAGCAUCCGCCGGCUGCACAUCCCGGAUCCCGUGGCCGAGCGUCCUGGAUCCCAUGGCCGAGCAUCCCGCGGCUGCACAUCCCGGAUCCCGUGGCCGAGCAUCCUGGAUCCCAUGGCCGAGCAUCCUGCAGCCGCUCAUCCCGGAUCCCGCGGCCGAGCCUCCUGGAUUCUGCGGCUGAGCAUCCCGCAUCCGCACAUCCCACCAUCACCAGCAGCAGCCGUCACCAGCCAACGGG